Molecule: messenger RNA, 5837 nt
Organism: Austrofundulus limnaeus
Lineage: Eukaryota; Metazoa; Chordata; Actinopteri; Cyprinodontiformes; Rivulidae
Gene: frmd3
Product: FERM domain containing 3
Exons: 17
Coding region: 273-2258 (661 amino acids)
Biological process (GO): actomyosin structure organization
Cellular component (GO): cytoskeleton
Molecular function (GO): cytoskeletal protein binding
Source: RefSeq, a predicted model, not a curated record
GGUGGGGGUGGGGGAGUGUAAUCACAACGAACCACACCAACAGCAGACGGGUUCAAGCCCUCCUCCCUUCCUUCAUCUCUGUCGCAUCCAUCCGUUAUCUCAUCCAUCCAUCCAUCCUCCUCAUCCAUCCAUUCAUUUCCAAGGGCGUCUCAAGGGGUGACAGGACCCCCCGACGGGCACGUGUGAUGCGGUGCGGAUGCGCGCGUUUCACYGUCUGGUUUGCGCUCGGAGCCGCCGACAAGCAGAGGAGCUGAAACAGAACCGACACGAGGAUGAAAAUGCUCCGGUUCCGCAGCCCCAGCAUCCGCUCCUUGGACCAGGAGGUCCUCUGCACCAUCCGGUUACUGGAUGACUCCGAGAUCUCCUGCAGCAUCCAGAGAGACACCAAAGGCCAGUUCCUGUUGGACCAUGUGUGUAAUUUCUACAACUUGCUGGAAAAAGACUACUUUGGUAUUCGUUAUGUGGAUCCUGAGAAACAAAGGCACUGGUUGGAGCCCAAUAAGCCUGUGGUGAAGCAGAUGAAGUCAGCUCAGCAGCCGUACAUGAUGUGUUUCCGGGUCAAGUUCUACCCCCACGAGCCGAUGAAAAUAAAGGAGGAGCUGACAAGGUAUCUACUGUACCUCCAGCUGAAGAGAGACAUCUACCACGGUCGCCUCCUGUGUCCGUUCGCUGAGGCUGCAUUUCUGGGAGCCUGCAUUGUUCAGGCUGAGCUCGGAGACUACGACCCGGAGGAGCACCCAUCAGAUUAUAUCAGAGACUUCAAACUGUUCCCCAAACAAUCGCUCAAAUUAGAGCGGAAGAUUAUGGAAAUACACAAGAAUGAGCUCAGAGGCCAGAGUGCUGCGCUAGCAGAGCUGAACAUGUUGCAAAGGGCYUACACCCUGGAGACGUACGGCGUCGACCCACAUCCAUGCAAGGACUUCACAGGUGCGACCGCUUUUCUGGGUUUCACAGCCACAGGUUUUGUUGUUUUCCAGGGAAACAAGAGGAUUCACCUGCUCAAAUGGGCUGAUGUCAGCAAGCUGAAGUUUGAAGGGAAAACUUUUUAUGUCAUCGGGAUCCAGAAAGAGAUAAAGUGUACUGUUUGUAAUCCUGUCCACCAUCACACACAACCUAUAUGUGUGUCGCUGUUUCAGAUCUUCUUAACAGGCAGGAUUCACUGUAACAGGAUGUCUUCUCGGAAAAAACUGGUGUUGACAUUUCACACCUCGACCCCUGCAGCGUGUAAGCACCUAUGGAAGUGCGGGGUGGAGAAUCAGGCCUUUUACAAGUGUGCCAAGUCGAGUCAGAUAAAAACUGUUUCGAGCAGCAACAUCUUCUUCAAAGGCAGCAGGUUCAGAUACAGUGGAAGAGUAGCUAAAGAAGUGAUAGAAGCCAGCUCUAAGAUCCAGAGGGAGCCACCCGAGGUUCACAGAGCCCAGUUUGGUCAGAGUCAAAGCUUUAACUCUCUGAGCCACAAAAACCUCAUCAUGAACAUGGAGCCUCUGGUACCUGCUCUGCCCUCCACCAACGAGUACGACGAGGCGGCGGCAGCGGCGACGGACAGCAGUGUGGUCGCCGGAAAGGACCCGGCUCCCCUGUCUCCUCUAGAACCUUCGGUGGCACCAGAAGACGUCGAGCGGAUCAGUACGACAGGAGAAAACCCCAGUUUGAGCAAUGACUUGCAGGCUCACUGUGUCUCCAUGGAAACUUCAAAUCUCCAACCUCAAACGCCCAAAGUUGAAGAGAGACUUGAGGAUGACGACAAGGCACUCACCAUUUCUGAGCUCUCCUACAGCCCCUGUGCCAGCAUGCUCCCCACUCCGGUGGAAGACAGCCAAGGAGGCAGCAGCUUGCUCUUCUGCUCUCCGAUCCAGAGUCCCGCCCUGCUGCUUAGAGAGCUCCACGCCGACCCUGAGAUCCAGGCCCAGCUGGAGGCUGAGUGGGAGCGGGACCGCACCUACGAACACAGCCGGUUGGCCGCGACGAGCGGAAUGAGCGGCGCCUUGACCAGCAGCCUGCGCCUGCUGUCGUCCAACGAGAGGGUCAACACGUGCGUGCUCGGCGUGGUCCGCCUGCUCGCCGUGGUCAUGUGCGUCCUGCUCGUCACCGUGCCCACGCUGCUGCUGCUGCUGGAGUCGGACAUCGACGUGUCGUUCCUCCACGAGAUCCGGCAGACGCCAGAGUUCGAGCAGUUCCACUACGAAUACUACUGCCCGCUUCGACGCUGGAUCCUGUGCAGGAUCAGCAUGGCCAUGGAGAACCUGUGGUCCGACUGAGGGAGGCAAGAAGCAGAGGAGAGUCGUGAUGAAAUGAGUCAAAAUGUCUGUCUUAACUAGUGGAUUAUUAUUAUUAUUAUUAUUAUUAUUAUUAUUAUUAUUAUUAUUAUUAUUAUUAUUAUUAUUAUUAUUAUUAUUAUUAUUAUUAUUUGCUGUCUUAAAAAAUAUUGCUAUUGAGGUGAAAUAAUUUCACUUAGUGUUAAUUUCUGCAAAACUGCAAUACAGCUGAUGGCUCAAAGAACUGUAGCAAGGUGUGUCCAACGAGGCAGUCCUGCCAAAAUGGCACAGCAUCAAGUUUACCUCUUUGACAGGAUUUACUUUUAUAAGUUAAAAAAAAGGCGAGACUGUAAGAGUUUUUUUUUCUUCUGUUUUUUUAAUUCAAUCACUUGAUAAGAUAGACAUUUUUGACAGGACUUAUCUGAAAAGAAAGUCGUUAAGACUGAGGGAAAUUGUGGGGAGAAAUUGUGUCAGAAAAAAAAAGGCAAAAGCAAUUUGAUUUUACUGGAUCUUAUUUUGGUCUGUUCCCUCCUGAUGCUGACAAGCAGAGAUUCUAGUUYGCUGUCAUCCUGAGAGCGGAUCGUCUGAUUGGUUAAAGAGCAUGUCAGUCAUGACGGAGCGAAAAACGAACCCAAGGAGGAAUAAAAGCAAUGAAAGCCACAGUCAGAGCAAAGGUAAAGAUAUAUAUUUUAAAAAAAAUGAGCAAAGAUAUCAAAAAUUGCUAUGUUAAAUAAGUUUUUAAUGUUUUGUACAUUUUUAUGUGAUCCAGAUCUUUCAGGAAUUUUUCAGUCAGAAGAUCUACUUUGAGCUUAUUUUCAAAUUGAGAGUUUACAAAAGAUUAUUUAAAAAAUAAAUAAAUAAAAAGCGACUUUAUUGCAGUUUAUCAGGUUGAUGGUCGUUGAAAAAAAACCUAUUUUUUAAGGCUGCCAUCGACAUUUGUUGUUUUUGGUAAUAACCUGGUUUUAUUCUUACAGAAGUUAUAGCACAAAUCUUCAGCUUUUCAAGAUUAUUUGAUGUCAUUUUAGAAACCAGUGGAAGACCAGAAAGAAAUGUGUUUGUGUCAGUAAUUUGUGUGUUUUGUUGAAUUUCUGAAUMUUUUACAUUUUUCAUCGAGGUGGAGAGUUUUAACAAAAAGAUUGACAAAGAAAAGGGAACAUAUGGAAAUGCAAGUGGAAGUUCUGAUUAUGAGGCUUGUUGUUUUGAUGAUUAAAGGGUAAAGUUUAGAAAAAACUUUGUUAGAUUCAGUGGAAAUGGAGAAAAUGGGAUAUAAUGCAAAAAGCUCACAUAAAAGUCAUACUUUAAUUACACACUGGGUCCAUUACACAAAGAAAAAGAGAGUCUUUAAUAUAAUUAAAUUAAGUAAACAGUUUGGUGCAGAAGAUGUUAAAGUGAUAGUUCAGUUCUUUAAAAGUGAGGUUCUAUGAAAAGCUUUUCAAUAAUCAUUACCCAAAAUUUCAUUGCGAUUCAUUUGAACGAUGCUAUAAACCUCUACUUUGCUAUCAGUUUUACGUUUGUUAUUAAUGUCUUUAUUUACAAGUGCAGACAGCAGCUGCUGCAGCAGCCAAGUGUAGCACCUCCUGCACAACUUGAAACACUUCCUGCAGGACUUUCAUCACAUGUGCCAGAAAAACUAUAGAACUGACAGCAAUGUGAAGGUUUAUAAAAGAGUGUUCACCAUUUUGGUUUUGGCCCUGUUCAGAUUGGCCAUAGCCUUUUUAGUCCUGUCAAAAUGAAUCCAUAUUUCCCCAAAACUGAGUCUUUUUAAAGAGAUACUUACAACAGGUAAGACAUUAGGCUCUUUCAUAAAACAAUCUUUUCACAUGUCAGUCAUUUCGGCUCUAUUACUACCUUCCUUUCACAGCACAAAAAUGCAUCCAGAGUGGCUUUGAACCUGCUUGCCGCCUCAGUCCAUUCGGAAAUCACGAGGCGACCAGAAGAUGUUUAUGUCCAGGACUGGUUUGUCAUAUGAAAGAAUCCAUUAACUGUGAAUAUGCACUUUAUAAAACCCCACUUUAGUAGACAUGAACUAUCCCUUUAAGACCAAACAGGUAGUUUCCUCAUCACAGAAAUUAAAAAGGAUUUGUUGCCAUAGAUCUAAAAGUAUUCAUGAAAACAUUUACUGCUGGUCUGGUUGAGGUUUCCAAAAGUGCCUAACACAGAUAUGCAAAGUGAUGCCAGCUGUUUACAUUGAUUCACUGCUUGGAGUCCAGUGAGAGUGUUGCUUCAUCAGUUGAUGCACAACAACAGUAAAGAGACAUAAGGAAGUCGCUUCAAAAGGUUUUCUGUGACUUUUGGAAACUUACAGCCACAGUCAGCACAUUUUUGUUUGACACGGAAUCAGUUUACAUGUGGCUAGGAAAGAAAUAGACAUUCAGUGAUGAUUAUAACUUCAGACCAUACAUGUUAAUCGUUGUUGUGUUCAAAAAGUAUUUUCAUUUUUGACAAACUUCUCAGGAAAGAUGUUAGCAAUUUAUGUUCAUUAUAAAAUUAGGUGUUUAAAAAGUACAAAAAUGGACCCCAUAUUGCUUAUCCAUAACCAUCAUAAUAUGCUUUUAUGAAUAUCUUAUGUGAAGUCAAACACACAGUAAAUAUGACUGCAGCCUGCCUGAUCGUCGAUGUUUGCAUCCAUGUCAUAUAAGAAUAACAUAACUCGUGGUUAAGGUCAGUAAUGGAGCCAGUUUGGCCAAUCUUUUUCAAAGCUCACACAGAGGCUCUUUAUGUCGUGUAACAUAUAGACUUUAUGCAUUWACAAACUUUAUGCAUAUAGAAAAUAUGCAGCAACAGAAACAUACUUAAGAAUAAAGCAUUUAUUUUCUUACUACAGCACAUGCACUYACUUUCAAAGGUGAAACCAAGCAAAGGGCCAAAACACUACGACUGCAAUGUUAGCUUUUCACAGCCCAGAUCUGAGUUGAGUGUCGUCUGUCUGUGAAUUAGGCGUGUAUGAUACGGCCUAAACAACUCCAUGAACAUGGGCUUAUAUUUCUGUCUUUAAGUGUUUGUCUUAUAUGCACAUGUGGGAAAUACUCUGCAGWUUCAAAAAUAAUAAAAACAAACAUGAAGAAGUGUCUGUAAAGGCAUCACGUGAACACCGCUAUAAAGUUAGUUUCUGGUUUCAAUCCGUGACUUUUUGUGCUUCAUCUUCCCCUAAGUAAGUAGGGGGGUCUUUCUUCUGGCUCCAUAAUCCCUCCAUGCAAAUUGCAUGCCCUCAUCUGUAAAUAAUGUGCGGUUAGCUGUGACAAAACAGGCACACACACAAAAAAAAAAAACACAAUGAAAAGCUGAAUAUUUUCUUUUUCUCUUCGCUGUGUGUCUUUGUCUGUGUAAAGCAAUCUUGUUACAGGCUUGGCUGUCUCAACCAUGCUAGAUAAUUGCAUGUUCUUUGUGUUUUUGUCAUCUGGAAGAAGAAGAAGACGAAAAAACAUGUCUAAUGUAUUCAUGAAAGGGUUCCCACCCCCUCGUGCAAAACUAGGCUUUAACUUUUGGCAUUAAACUGACCCGAUGUCGUACACGUGGUUGCUAAUGUUGUAAAAGCAAAGCUUAUCUCAGUUUAACCAUUAAAGCGAUGUCUCAUUAAAAUAA